Messenger RNA from Syngnathoides biaculeatus (alligator pipefish), 5335 nucleotides. RefSeq names its product SH3 domain and tetratricopeptide repeats 2 (gene sh3tc2). NCBI's taxonomy places the organism in Eukaryota, Metazoa, Chordata, Actinopteri, Syngnathiformes, Syngnathidae. The transcript has 23 exons. The record is from RefSeq and is a predicted model, not a curated record. Gene Ontology annotation, biological process: regulation of intracellular protein transport; regulation of ERBB signaling pathway. The coding region runs from base 335 to 4663 and encodes 1442 amino acids. Gene Ontology annotation, cellular component: recycling endosome. Gene Ontology annotation, molecular function: protein binding.
AAUGCACUCCCACUAACGAUUCGGAUUGUCUUUAUUCUUCUUGCAGACAGCGUGAAGUUGCGAGCAGGGUGAAAAUAUGCAGGGUGACACGCAGAAAGCGAAACGAACACGUGUCGCGUCAGCACGAGAGGGAUCGCUUGAAGAGGGCGACAGCAAAGAGUAGCCUACAAAUGCUGCUCUGCAACACUGUGGGGAUCUCAUGGAACUGUGCUAGACCCACAGGCAUGCAAGUGAGCUAACAGUGGACAUAUCUCCUGCUGAGCUGGAUGCCUUGUGGAGGGAACCGCCAUAUGCUCUCGGGGGGACCCACCAACACUUUUCAGGAAAUUACAUCAUGACUGAAGGAGAGGAUGAGGAUGGCCCACAGGUGGAGUCAUUUCAAGGACGUCAGGAGCCAGAAAACUACUGGAAGAAGAAAGAGCCCUUUCUUAGAGGAAGUUGGAUGACACAGGGUGAAAAAUGCUCCUCAGAAAUAAUGCUCUUUUUCACUGGACGCCGACGCUCCAGUGAGGACCCUGACCGGGUUCUCCAGGAGGCCUUGCGCACCCGGCUCCGAGUAGUGGAGAGCAACAGCAAAGAUGUCACCCAGUUGUUUAAGGACCUGUCUGCACGUCUGGUGUCUGUCCAUGCAGAGAAGGACAGCUUUGUCCUCACGUUUAAAACUGUCGAAGAAAUCUGGAAGUUUUCCACUUAUCUAGCAUUAGGUUAUGUGGCACGCUGCUUGGAAAACUUCCUUUGUGAUCAAACCUUCUGGCUGGAGCCAAAACUGCUCAUUGACUUGGAGAUUAAUGUAACAGUAAAUGAGGAUCACCUGGCCACCCUCUACCUGGAGCUUUUACUCCAGGAAGGAUCUUUCUUUGCUAAGGCGCUGUACACAAGAAGUGACGAGGAUGACGAAGAUCAGCUGUCCUUCCAAAAGAAUGAUCUUCUCAUGGUGAAGGACACAGGACAGGAGGAAAUGUGGGAGGGUACGCUGCUCUCCACUGGACGCCAUGGCCUCGUUCCUGUCAACGCCACUCAGCCGCUUCCCUACCCUUUUUACCAGUGGUUCCUGAGGAAUUACCCGGGUUAUGCAGGAUGCUCGCCAACAGAGAAGGAACCAUUUGAUCAUCCACUUGUGACAGGUUCAUGUGUGUCGGUGGUCGACUACAGUCCAAACUUCCAUGAUGAACUCCAGCUCAGUCAAGGGGAUGUUGUGGAGAUUCAGGGUCUACUAAUUCAAGGCCUCCGGGUCUUCAUAGGAAAACACUCCUCCACUGGUUGUACCGGCUUCGUCAACAAGGCCCACGUCAAGCCUCUGGACACCAUUUCCUUAGAUAGACAUUUGGUCUUUCUGACCGAGGAGGAGCGAGCCACGCUGGCUCAGACGGGCCUGUUCAGCUCCGAGCCCUGUGAUAGCAACCUACUGGAAAGGCUCUUCUCAUCAGAUAUCAGUUCUGUGUACAGGCUAGACAGGCUGGAUGAGUCUGACUUCAUGUACAUCAGAAAUCGGCCCAAACGUGAUCACAAGGUCCCUGCAAGCACACGUCAGAGUGUCAUGUCAGAAAAAAGCGGUGGAACGCCCCCAUACCACUCCUCCCCCCGCCCAUCGCUAUCACACUCGUCCCCCCGCGUGUCUGUUUAUCAGUCCCACAAUCCUCUGGCACAGGAGGGAGAGCGCCUGUCCUUCACUCUCGAUGACACAUUCAGGGACCUCAGUGAAUUCCAGGAGGAGCUCCCUCUCUUCUUGGAGGAAACCAGUUGGGAGGGGGACGAGUCAGAAGUUAGUGACCCAACGCUGGCUCUGCUAAACCAUGACCACUUCCAGGAAGAUUUCCUGCCCCUGUAUGACCUUCAAUAUUCCUUCCUGUGGGUGACCUUCAAUGGGAAGGAUGAGGGUGAGCUCUCAGGGCAGCUUGAGAGCGUGAGGGAGUGUGCAAAGAGGAUGGGCAUGCACUGGGCACAUAGGCGAGCAUGCUUUCUUCUGGGAAGACUCUGUGCCAGGAAGCUGAAGCUAUCUCAGGCUCGCGUAUAUUAUGAAGAAGCGCUGAGUGUUGCUGUGGACAAUUUCAGUGACACGCCACUGUUGAUCGCGCUCCUAACCAACCUCACAGCAGUUUACCUGAAGCAGCGUAUGACAGACAAGCUGCCCCUCACCCUGGAAAAAGCCAGCGCCAUGCUGCUCUGUCUUCCUAACCAUACCUACACAUCAUCAGAUGAAAUUGAGCUGCUGAAGCUGCUUCUGAGGAGAUCCAUGGUAAUGGGCGAUAAGUAUCUGGAAGCCCGAGUGUGCUACCUUAUCGCCAGCCUCUUCCUGCUUCUAAGGAAACCCGAUGAUGCGCUUCCCUUUGUUGAGCGCCUCCAGUUCCUCUCCUCAACCCUCUCGGGAAACAAUGGACUUCCUGUAGCACCUCUGGACCUCAACUGGCUCUUGAGCUUGCUCUAUCAUCGUAAAUACAUGCCUCACCUGGUUCUGGCUUCUCUAAGCCUCGAUUCAAGACAAGACCACACACUCCAUGACGCUUUGCAGAGGAUUGAGAGAUUUAUUAGGAACUCAGCUCGCCUGAACCCAUUCUGGAAGGAAGGAACCUCCCUGCUCCCCGCCCAGAUUGUGGUUUAUCUCCUGCAGACACUGGCUAUAGCUGAGAAAGUGAGUGACUUAAAGAUGCAGAGGGACCUUUGUCUCGGCUUGGCCUCAGUUUACCAGCAGUAUGGUGCCCUAGAUAAGGCUGUACAAUGUGCUCAACGAGCAGUGGAGACAGGAGGUUUUAUCAAUGAGGAAGAAGGCUUUGAGGCCUCUGUGCUGCUUGGCUGGCUGCUGGUUUUAACAGGGCAAGCUGAGAAGGCCCAGGGUGUCCUACAGCCACUUCUUAUAUCGCUUGAGGGAACAGAUAGCGCCACUCAAAGAGGCGUCAUCCACAAUCUUUUGGCUUUAUGUCUAAGGCAGCAGGGCUGCAUACCAGAAGCGGGCUGGCAUCUUUACUCAGCUUUGAUGAUAGGCCGCGAAAGUGGAAACCAGAGGAACCAAGCCCUGGCACUGGCCAACCUAGGCUGCCUGGCACUGGAUACAGGGGCGUCGACAUUGGCAGAACACUUCUUGGUCAGAUCCUUGCACCUUUUUCUUAACAUCUGGGAGAGCCCCACAGAUGAGGAGCCUGUGCAGAUCUUCCUUUGGUUGGGGAGGAGCUACAAGAAUAGGGGGAAGAGUCACCACAUCAGGUCCUGUUUUGAAAUGGGACUUCUGAUUGCACUGCAUGCUAGAAACCUGCCCAGUCAGUUAGUGGUGGCCAAAGUCCUGAGUCGACUGUAUUCCGAGAUGCUGCUCUACGGCCAAAGCAUUGUCUAUUAUGAACACUGUGUGUCAGUAGCCAGAGAACUGAAGGACAAAAGACUUGAAGGGGAAUACCUUGAAAUCCUAAGCAGUCUUUACCUUUCACUAAAUACUGAAAGAUCAUCUCGUAAAUCUCUGGAUUACACCAAGCAAAGUCUGAGGAUUUCCAUUGAUUUGGGCAAGAGAGAAGAAGAGUCUGAGACCUGGUUGCAGGUGGGAAGGAUCUAUUACCUCAUCAAGGAGGAUGAGUUGGCUGACAUGUACCUGCAGGCAGCUGUGAAGACAGCACUUAGAAUGAACGACCCCCGUUUUUCGAUGAGCAUCUAUGAAGAAGCGGGGGAUGUCUACUUUAAAGGGCACCGGAACAGAAUGGCAUCAAUACCUUUUUACAGGGAUGGCGGUUUACCAUUUUCCCGAAGUAUCAAAGAUGUCCAUUCAGAGUUCCGCUUGUUGAGUAAACUAACAGAGUUGUUGAUGGACCAGGGGGAGCAGGAAGAGGCUCUGCAAUAUGCUUCACUCGCGGUGGAAAUGGCAAACAAAACCGGUAUGUGUAUGAACGAGAGGACAGCGUACCAUCGACUGGCGACAGUUUACUACAGCCUUCAGGACUACGAGCUGGCUGAAAACUACUAUCUCAAGUCCCUGUCUCUCUGUCCGCCUGUCAUGCAACACCAAAUGGAGGCUCGCUACUACACUCAGGUCUACUGCAGGCUGGGAAACCUCACUCUGCACAAACUCAAGGAUUCUUUAGACGCGUUGGGUUAUUUCCACCUUGCUCUGGCAGCUGCCCUGGAGGAUCGAGCGAACCCCCAGGCUCUGUACGUCGUGUAUAUGAAACUGGCGGAGAUCCACAGCAACCACGUGCCUGACGUCCAGCUAUGCCAGUUGUACAGCGACAGAGCCCAUAGCCUGAAGAGAGUACUAUCAGGAGCAGGGGACUCUGCUGUGAACAACAAUAUUGGAAAAGAUACUAGUGCAGACUGUGACGGUGACUCAUUCCAAAAAACUUGCAGGAUGCAAAUAGAUACCAACAGCGACAAUGAAAUUAUUAAUGAAGUUGAUGACGGGAGAGAGGAUGACUGCAUUCCACCUCCGGACAUCUCGGCAUUUAUCACCAGUCAGUCUUACUGCGAGAGUAUUUUGACUGACUCCUUUGACACAGCCAGGGAGCACAUGUCGGACUCUUGCAGCUCCACGGACACUGUGCAAACUUCCCCGAAACAGAUAAAUGGGAACGACUGGACCUCAAGUAAUAUCAGUUUCCAUUCUGAGAAGGAAACGGUCAUGGAUCCUCAUCUUGAGGAGAAAGAUGCCACUCAGAUAGACAGCAGUGCAGAUAACUUUCCAUCCUGAGUGGAUUCACAUGGACCUCCACACACACCAAAAAAAAAAAAAAAAAAUCUGUGGCACUUUAAGUUCUUAAUUUCUUUUUUCUAGUCAUGUGUCUGAGCCGAAUAGAAUGUUCGAACAAAAUGGCACUUGUUGUACAGAACAAGAAAAAAAAAUCAAUUGGGUGCCUUUUUAUGAUGUAGUUAGCAUAUUAGAAUAUUGUUGCAAUUUUCUACAUCUUUUAUACCUCUGUGACAUGUCCAAGCCUAAAUCUAUGAGUAUACCCUUCAAAAGAUGACAAUAUCAAUAAAUUAUUUUGAUGUAAUAUUGUCACUGAGGACACUCAAUCAUUAUUUUGUGCUUUUCACUCACGAUACUUUUUUUUUUAAUUACUGUAUUCCUCGGUUGGACUACGAAGACUUGAAUUAGGUCAAGUUCAUAUUUUUAAAUUUCAGACAAGGGGUUCUGUCACCACAUAAGCCUUGUGAUUAAUUGGUCUGCCUCUCCUUUGAGGUACAGGGUUCAGAUUUCAGCUCACGGCCUUGUGCUUGUGUGGGUUUUCUCCAUGUACGACGGUUUCCUCCCGGAUUCCAAAUGCAUGCACAUUAAAUUAAGUGAUGUAUCAAAAAUUCUCUAGCCUUGGGCCUGCUUAUAUAUUUGGAAUAGAACUGAUUCCUGGCACUCAUCCAAUGGGGG